GCCGGCCUGCAACCCCAGCCUGGGUUAAGGAGGAGUGCCUUCAGGGGCUGGACCCCUCAGACGGACACAUAAGCAGCCUUCAGCAUUGCCAGGAAUGCAUGUAAGUUGAGAAACCAGCAACUUACCAGCCAGCGGCUAAGGCAUUACCACACCAGUGCAGGAUCUGGAAAGCAGAUAUGUGCAUUUAUACAGGUGGGCUAGCCACAGACGCCUGCAGAAGAUGAACCUGGAAGGAUGUUACCACUGCAUCCCAGCCGCACGCUGCAGCGUUUGUUGCUCGCACUGAGCUGCUGCUACGGUCCACGCUUCUUGCUGUGAUCCUCCUUGGUCCUACCAGUGUCAUGCCUCGGGGAAGCCGCAGCGCGGCUGCCAGGCCGGCCAGCCGCCCAGCCCACCCUCCUGCGCACCCACCACCCUCAGCGGCUGCCCCGGGCCCUGCCUCUUCUGGCCAGCCGGGCCUUAUGGCUCAGAUGGCGUCCACCGCUGCUGGCGUAGCUGUGGGUUCUGCUGUUGGGCAUGUCAUGGGUAAUGCCCUGACCAGCGCCUUCAGUGGGGGAAGCUCGGAGCCUGCCCAGCCUGCCGUCCAGCAGGCCCCUGCCCGUCAGGCCUCUCACCCCCUACAGAUGGGGCCCUGCUCCUAUGAGAUCAAGCAGUUCCUGGAUUGCUCCACCACUCAGAGUGACCUAACCCUAUGCGAGGGCUUCAGUGAGGCCCUGAAGCAGUGUAAAUACAAUCAUGGUCUGAGCUCCCUGCCCUGAGGAGGCCAUGGGCCUGCUCUUACCCUAACCCCUCACCGACAGCCUGACCAAGAUGAGAUUGUACCUGGAACUGGAGUAAGGAGGGUAAUUCUCACCCCACGGAUUAACAAAAGACAUAAAUGUUCAAUUAAAGAGUUUACUUUAGACCACA
Messenger RNA from Cricetulus griseus (Chinese hamster), 909 nucleotides. The record is from RefSeq and is a predicted model, not a curated record. Lineage: Eukaryota; Metazoa; Chordata; Mammalia; Rodentia; Cricetidae.